Eubalaena glacialis (North Atlantic right whale) is the source of this 1566-nucleotide messenger RNA. RefSeq names its product CDP-L-ribitol pyrophosphorylase A (gene CRPPA). Gene Ontology annotation, cellular component: cytosol. The coding region runs from base 1 to 1338 and encodes 445 amino acids. The transcript has 10 exons. The record is from RefSeq and is a predicted model, not a curated record. Gene Ontology annotation, biological process: isoprenoid biosynthetic process; protein O-linked glycosylation via mannose. NCBI's taxonomy places the organism in Eukaryota, Metazoa, Chordata, Mammalia, Artiodactyla, Balaenidae. Gene Ontology annotation, molecular function: D-ribitol-5-phosphate cytidylyltransferase activity.
AUGGAGUCAUGGCCGCCAGGCGGCUCUGGGCCCGCGGAGGCCGGGCCUCGCCUGCGCGGCUUGCGCGGCGCCGACCUGGCGGCCUCGGCCUCCUUGCUGAGCGGGGCCGGGGCCGAAGCUGGGUGCAGCGCGCCGGCCGUGGCGGCCGUUUUGCCGGCGGGGGGGAGCGGGGAGAGGAUGGGCGUCCCCACCCCGAAGCAGUUCUGCCCCAUCCUGGAGAGGCCGCUCAUCAGCUACACCCUGCAGGCCCUGGAGAGAGUAUCUUGGAUAAAGGACAUUGUUGUGGCAGUCACUGGAGAGAACAUGGAAGCAAUGAAGUGUAUUAUUCAGAGGUACCAGCAUAAAGGCAUCUCUCUGGUUGAAUCCGGAGUGACCCGCCACAGGUCAAUUUUCAAUGGAUUAAAAGCACUGGCGGAGGAUCAGCCCAACCGUAGACUCUCAAAGCCGGAAGUAGUGAUUAUCCAUGAUGCUGUGAGACCAUUUGUUGAGGAAGAUGUCCUCCUUAAAGUUGUCACAGCUGCUAAGGAACAUGGGGCUGCAGGAGCAAUCCGACCUCUUGUAUCUACUGUCAUCAGUCCAUCUGCAGAUGGCUGCUUAGACCACUCGCUGGAACGUGCGAGACACAGGGCAAGUGAAAUGCCACAGGCCUUUCUAUUUGAUGUGAUAUAUGAAGCGUAUCAGCAGUGUAGUGACUAUGACUUGGAAUUUGGAACUGAGUGUUUGCAUUUGGCUCUAAAAUACUGUCACAUCAAAGCCAAACUUAUAGAAGGAUCUCCUGACCUCUGGAAGGUGACCUACAAACGAGAUCUGUAUGCAGCUGAAUCGAUUAUUAAGGAAAGAAUUUCACAACAAAUUUGUGUAGUUAUGGACACAAAAGAAGAUGAAGAACAUGUAGGUCAUCGUCUUGAAGAAAUGCUAAAAAAUGAAUUAAAUCAUGUAAAAGUCACAUCUGGCAGAGAUCUUCAGCAAAUCAUCUUAGAGGAAUGCUACAAUUUUGUUUGUGUGAAUGUUAUGACCUCUGAUUUUGAAGAAACCCAGAAAUUACUGAAUAUGCUUGAAGAGAGUAAUCUUUCCAUUUUAUAUCCUGUUGUUGUUAUUUCAGUGCAAUUUCUUGAUUAUGAAUCAGUACCAUUUGGUCAGAAAAUGGAAAACCUAAUGCAGAUUAGAGAAUUUGCCGAGGAAGUGAAAAAAACAAAUAUUUUAUUAUAUGGCCUUCUCAUAUAUUACCCACAGGAUGAACGGAAGCUACAGGAAAGUUUAAGGCAAGGUGCCACCAUUAUUGCUGCCUUAAUCAAAGAAAGAAAUUCCGGACUCAUUGGUCAACUACUGGUAGCAUAAAGAACAUGGAGAAAAUUACCUACUGUGUUCUUAGAAACAUUUACCUAAGUAUCUCUUUUGUGCUUCUCUCUGAAUUGUAUAUGGUAGAAUGUUUAAGUUGUCUUUUAUGUCUUUUAUAAUUUGGAGGAUGUGAUGCUUAGGUGAACUUGAAAACUUUUUAUGCAUGUCAAAUAUAAAUUGCUUAAACCGGAAAAGAACAGAUAAGUGGAAAAUAAUAGCCUUCACAUA